UUUUUUUUUUUUCUUACAAAGAUAUAAGCAUUUAGGGAAAUGAAUAAAGGCCAACCUAAAAAAUUUAACUUUGGUUUUGGAAAUAAAAAAACGACAUCCGCGUCGAAUGAAAGUAAACGAAAGGCUACUGAAGUAUUGGGAGAGGAAUCAAUCAAGAAAUCUAGAUCCAAUACUGUGCUUCAUGAUGACGAAGAUGAUUUUUUAGCAAGUGCCGGGAUUGCUAAAGAAUCUUUAGAGAAACCAGCUCAAAGUGAUCAAAAAGAAAAAGAAGAAGAGGAAGAGGAGGAUCCAUUAGAUGCUUUUAUGGCUGACAUAAGUGAACAAGCAAAAACACAAAAAGUAGAACCAAAAAUUCGUAGAGAUGAUAUUGAAGAUGAAGAUGAAUUAGAAAGUUAUGUACGUCACAUGAAAGAAAAGGGCAUCAGUGUAGGUGUUGCUAACCAACCAAUGCCCGAAUAUGAUGAGAAUGCAAAUUCAGAUGAUGAAGUCUAUGCUACAGCUGCAGCUAUUGAUGCACAACUCUCUGAUAACGAUGAAGACUUUACAACACAAGCUAACAUAAAAAAGGAGAUUGAGCCUUUACCACGUGUAGAUCAUGACAGUAUCAAUUAUAUUGAGAUUGAAAAAUACUUUUAUGAGGAACAUCCUGACAUUGCUGCACUUGAUGACGCUCGUGUUCAGCAAAUUCGUAAAGAAAUGGGUGUUCAAGUUACAGGACAUGAUGUAGCUAAACCCUGUAUCUCCUUUGGACAUUUUGGGUUUGAUGAAGAUUUGAUGAAUGCAAUUGUAAAAGCAGGAUAUACAGAACCUUCAGUUAUCCAACGACAAUCAAUCCCUGUUGCUUUGGAAGGUAGAGAUAUUAUUGGUAUUGCCAAGACAGGUUCGGGUAAGACAGCUGCCUUUGUGUUGCCUAUGUUGAUACAUAUUAUGGAUCAAGAGGAACUUGUUAAGGGGGAUGGGCCAAUUGGUUUAAUCUUGGCUCCUACACGUGAAUUAGCAAUACAGAUUUAUCAAGAGACACGAAAAUUUGCAAAAGCCUAUGGACUGAAAGUUGCUGCUGUAUAUGGUGGUGCUUCGAAAUUAGAACAGUUUAAAGACCUGCGUAGUGGAACAGUUGAGAUAUUGGUAGCUACUCCAGGUCGUUUAAUUGAUAUGAUUAAGAUGAAGGCAACCAAUUUAAGACGCGUGAGUUAUCUUGUUUUGGAUGAAGCAGAUCGUAUGUUUGACCUUGGCUUUGAACCACAGGUUAGAUCCAUUUGUGACAAUGUUAGACCUGAUAGACAAACUUUACUCUUCAGUGCAACAUUUCAAAAGCGUAUAGAAGCAUUAGCUAGAAAUGUGACCACAGAUCCCGUUCGUAUUCAUGUAGGUACAACAGGACAAGCUAAUGAAGAUAUUACACAAAUCGUGCAUGUAUUCGAACAAGAUGAAGAUAAAUGGAACUGGCUUCUUAGACAUUUACCUGGAUUCUGCGUUGAUGGUAGUGUAAUCAUAUUUGUUGGUAGAAAAGAUGCUGCUAAUAUGUUAUCCAAUAAUUUAAAUCAAUGCAAUUUUGCAUGUGUUGCUUUACAUGGUGAUUUACAGCAAUUUGAAAGAGAACAGGUCCUUCGUGAUUUCAAAGUUGAGAAAGUAAAAAUAUUAGUAGCAACAGAUGUAGCAGCAAGAGGUUUAGAUAUUAAAGCAGUGAAAAAUGUUGUGAAUUAUGAUAUUGCACGCGAUAUUGAUUCGCAUAUUCAUCGUGUGGGUCGAACAGGACGUGCUGGAGAAAAAGGUACAGCCACUACUUUAAUAACUCAAAAAGAAGAUCGAUUUGCAGGUGAAUUAGUAAAGCAUUUAGAGGCUUCAGGACAGCCUGUUUCUCCUGAAUUAAUGAGUCUAGCGAUGAAAAAUCCAAGAUUUAGAGAUUCAAGGAAUAGAAGAGGUGGUCGAGGUGGUUUUAGAGGAAGAGGUCGAGGAAGAGGUAGAGAUAGAGAUAGAGGUCGAAAGAGUGGAGGUAAAUAUAGAUUAGAACUAAUUGACAAAAAUCCUAAUUUUAUAUAAAAUGAAUAGAUAUUAUAUCUUCUUUAAAUAAAGAGCCUAUCCGAUUUCAAAGGUCAAGUACAGAUAGCUUAGGUAUUCAAUCAUCAACAUCGACACAACAAAGAAGGAGUCGAUGGCAAUAAAUAUUAUUAUGUUUUGAAUAAAUUUAUUUGAACAGAAUUAGUAGCAGUAUUUUUUUUUCUUUGCAUAGCAAAAUAAUUAACUCCGUAGCCAAUAUAAAUUAUUCUUCAUUCUUUUCGUCUCCUCCCUUCCCUCCCUCCCCCCCCUUUUUUUUUUCUUAUUAAAGUUUAUUUGUAAAAUGCCAAAUGAGCCCAUCUUGAUUUC
This is a messenger RNA of Cokeromyces recurvatus, 2364 nucleotides long. Its product is annotated as P-loop containing nucleoside triphosphate hydrolase protein. Gene Ontology annotation, molecular function: nucleic acid binding; ATP binding; RNA helicase activity. The coding region runs from base 40 to 2040 and encodes 666 amino acids. The record is from RefSeq and is a predicted model, not a curated record. The transcript has 9 exons. Lineage: Eukaryota; Fungi; Mucoromycota; Mucoromycetes; Mucorales; Mucoraceae.